GAGACUGCGGCGACCAAAAGCGAAAGCGUUUGUUUCGAUUAAUUAAUGUGAGAUGGAAAAAUCAACAAGUGAUCAAGAAAUUCAACAAAAAGUGGAAACUGCUUCAGUCACAAAUGCAAAUCAAAAUCAUGCUGAAAUUCAACAAUGGGAUCAAGAAGCUGCGAACACUUUGAGUAGUGGAAAUGGAAAUCAACAUAAAGAUCAGUUGGUAAAUAGCAUCAAAGAAAUGGCUGCAAGCUUGGAGCCACCCCUAUCAUCAAACAAGUGUUGUAUCUACAGGAUUCCAACUUGUCUUCGCAAAUUGAAUGAGGAAGCCUAUACUCCUGAGGUUAUAUCGAUAGGACCUUUCCACCAUGGCAGCAAAAGAUUAGAACCCAUGGAAAAGUUGAAACUAAAAUAUUUUCAAAGAUUCAUGCGGCGGAUUGAUGACUUCAACGUGGAGAUUUUAGUAAACGCCAUAAAGCUGAAUGAAGAAAGUGUGCGUAGUUGUUAUGCAGAAACCAUCAAGUUUAGCAGUGACGAUUUCGUGAAAUUAAUUUUGGUGGAUGGGAUCUUUAUUAUUGAAUUAUUCCACGAAAUAUGGUUCAAAGGAUCAAAUUGGAUUAUUCGUGAGAACCAUAUACUAUUAAACCCAAUAUCGUGGCAGACAAUUAUGUUGGACUUCCGGUUACUUGAAAAUCAACUUCCUUUCUUUGCUCUUGAGAUAUUAUUCACCCUUGCGGAUGUCCAUGUGCAUCCUUCCUUCACUUCACUCGCAAUUAAGGUCUUUGAGUUGGAGGGCAUUAAACAUCAGAAAUUUCCUGUGAAUCUUGGACAGCAACCAAUUAGACACUUUGUUGAUUUGACCAAAGCAUUGUUUCUUCCAUCAUCAAGAAAGCUAUUGUCACCACAUGAAAGUAAUGAUAUUCCUAGAUCAGCUGAUCAUUUAUAUACUGCAAACCAGUUGUACAAGGCUAGAGUGAAGUUUAAGGUGAGAUCAUGCAAAUACUUGCUUGAUCUAACAAGACACUUUGCUGAUUUCGCCAGAACAUUUUUUCUUCCAUCAUCCAGAAAGCUGCUAGUUCUACCGGAUGAAAGCAAUGAUCUUCCUAGUGCUGAUCAUUUAUAUUCUGCAAGCCAGUUGUACGAGGCUGGAGUGAAGUUUAAGGUGAGCGCAAGCAAGUGCUUACUUGACCUGAAAUUCACCAACGGAACGUUUGAAAUUCCAUGCAUUAAUCUUGAUAACGAGACGGAGACUACUUAUCGAAACAUCAUAGCAUUUGAGCAAUGCCAUUAUCCACAUGAUUCACAUUUUACAGACUACAUUGUGCUAUUGACUUUCCUAAUCAACACUCCCAAAGAUGCAGAUUUACUUAUUAGAAAAGGAAUCAUCAUUAAUUGGCUUGCCAACAGCAAUUCAGUAGCAUCUUUUAUCAAUAAUCUCGGGACGAAUAUUGUAUAUUUUAGUUGGAAAUGUGCUUAUCGUGGUUUGUUUCAAGAUUUGAAUGCAUUCUAUAGGAACACUAAGCAUACUUGGAAGGCUACCUUGAAACGUGAUUAUUUUGGCACUCCUUGGAAAAUAGCUUCUACUGCAGCUGCUGUUACCUUAUUGUUGCUCACCCUCGGACAAUUUAUAUGCUCAAUCAUCCAACUUGUGAAGAUGUGAAGAAGCUUUGUGCAUGAAAUUCUGGAACACUUAUAUGGGCUGAGAUUGGAGCA
Juglans microcarpa x Juglans regia is the source of this 1698-nucleotide messenger RNA. RefSeq names its product UPF0481 protein At3g47200-like. Lineage: Eukaryota; Viridiplantae; Streptophyta; Magnoliopsida; Fagales; Juglandaceae. The coding region runs from base 53 to 1645 and encodes 530 amino acids. The record is from RefSeq and is a predicted model, not a curated record. The transcript is spliced from 3 exons.